This is a messenger RNA of Sander lucioperca (pikeperch), 1930 nucleotides long. It is a transcript of the gene tmem237a, whose product is annotated as transmembrane protein 237a. Gene Ontology annotation, cellular component: ciliary transition zone. The coding region runs from base 338 to 1465 and encodes 375 amino acids. Gene Ontology annotation, biological process: cilium assembly. NCBI's taxonomy places the organism in Eukaryota, Metazoa, Chordata, Actinopteri, Perciformes, Percidae. The transcript has 11 exons. The record is from RefSeq and is a predicted model, not a curated record.
CAUGAUCCACCUGCCGCUCUAAGACCCCGAGACGAGUCUCAAAGCUGCAAACAGACCUCCUUCCUCCCCCCCCUGCUUCUGUUUCUCCUUUCUGUUUCACUUUAUCUCCUCGCAUUGGAUUCACCCUUCAGGUUUUAAAGAAGUCCAGUAGCCGUUUUGAAUCCACCUUUUUGGGAUUAAACCCGAGCAGAAGACGGAGAAAUAAAAGGAAAAGGAGCGUGAGAUUUUAUUUAUUUAUUCUGAGGCUCAGCCUAAGACACUCCAGCCUGAUAAGAUCAGAGACAGAAAGGGGGGAGGCUUGUUUCUUCACAGACUGAGUCAGCUGCACAGGGAAACCAUGCCAACCGUCAGGAGCAAGAAGAAGAAGCCGAAGAAGGAUGUUGCCGACGGCGAGGAGCAGGGCGAAGUGGGUCUGGAGCUGGAGGCUGAGACUGAGGAAGUGACCACUAGGAGCCGCUCUAACAGCAGAGACCCUCUGACCCCGGAGCCGCAUGAUCCAGCACCACAGAGGAAGAAGAAAAAGAAGAAGGCGAAUACUAUCGAUCAGGAAGCAGAGCAUGCCGACGUGCCAAACGGCAACAUGGCCGAGUCCGACAUGGACGGAGAGGAACGGACCGUCGCUGUAACCAGAAAGACCAGAAGGAAGAAGAAGGCGAAGGCAACGGAGCACUACAGCAAUGACCUCGGAGCCGAAGACGACGAUAUCGUCUCAGGCGCCCAGUCCCCGAUCCCCCAGCAUUCCCUGUUCUCCGCCCCCCGCGGACACAGCCAACCGGUCGGCAAAGUCUUCGUGGAGAGGAACAGGCGUUUCCAGGCAGAGCGAGUUGAGCAGCUUCGACAGUCAGAGCUGAUGGAUGACUACAUGGACCCCAGACAUAUCUGGACCACCAGAGACGUCGCUAUGAGGGUCCACAACGGCUUCAGGGUGAUCGGUCUGUUCUCUCACGGCUUCCUGGCCGGCUACGCCGUGUGGAACGUCAUCGUGGUGUACGUGUUGGCCGGCGAGCAGAUGACGACGCUGCCCAACCUGCUGCAGCAGUACCACCUGCUGGCCUACCCGGCCCAGUCGCUGCUCUACCUGCUGCUGGCCAUCAGCACCGUGUCCGCCUUCGACAGGGUGAACCUGGCCAAAGCCUCCAUGGCUCUGAGAGGCUUCCUCACACUGGACCCCGCUGCUCUGGCUUCUUUCUUGUACUUCAUAGCCCUGAUCCUGUCCCUCAGUCAGCAAAUGACCAGCGAUCGCAUCAACCUCUAUCCUACAGGCAACCAGACUCUGUGGCCCCCGGGGUCGGAGCAGCAGAUCCUUCAGCCAUGGAUCGUAGUGAACAUGGUGGUGGCGCUGCUGGUGGGCCUGGCCUGGGCGGUCGUCUCCACGCGGCCCGACAUCGACUACACAGAAGAGUUUUUGAUGACAAUGGAAGUGGAGGGAUACCCGAGAGGAGACGAUCUGGACAACCCUGCCUGAAAACCUGUCUGUCUGUCUGUCUGUCUGUCUGUGUGACUGUGUGACUGUCUGUCUGUCUGUCUGACUGACUGCCUGUCUGUCUGACUGUCUGUGUGUGUGUGUGUGUGUGUGUGUGUGUGUGUGUGUGUGUGUGUGUGUGUGUGUGUGUGUGUGUCUGUCUGUCUGUCUGUCUGUAUUUUUCUGUACUAUAUAUAUUUUGUAUUCACUGUAUGUUGUUGACAGUAGCAGUACUUUGCCUUAUUGUUUAUUCCCUUUUGUAACAUAUUUAUUGAGUGUACACAACAAAUACAAUAACAUUCAUUUUUACAAUUAACACCUGAAGUGAUAAAGGCACUCGCAGAUUACAGAGAGGUACAAAAUGUAAACCAUGUGUAAAUGUAAAUCUUUUUACAGUUCAUGCAUUCAUUAUGUUCUGCACACUCCUUGCAAGUGAUAACUUACUAAUAAACAUGAUUAUAUCCUGAA